AUGGAGGUUGCCGACAGCAGCAGCACCACCAGCAGCUACGCAUCCCACCCCCACCACCCCUCCUCCCGCUCCUCCAGCCCAGCCGGCAGCGACAUCACCGAAGUCCCCUCCGACCUGUCGCCCUCCUCCUCCUUCCGCACCAGCGGUAGCGCCAGCGUGCCCCGCACCAUCGCCAGCGACAUCGAGCACAUCAAAACGCUGAUUGCGCGCGCCGACUCCGUCUCGCCGGAUUCCAGCAGUAUUACCGCGCAAGUCUUCCGGAGUCGGAGCGGUUCGACGGGCUCGAUUAUUAGCCAGCAGCGGAUUUUUCAUGAGCUGGAUUUGCUUAAGAGGAGGGUGAGGUAUGAGCGGCCUGGGAUUGAGCGCCGAGUGUCGCAGAUGGACCCCGAGACGGAGAGCGAGUCGGAGGAUGCGAUUGAUGAGCGGGAAGAGGAGCUGGAAGGCUUGCGGGCACAGUUGGUGCAUGAGCGGCGGCAGAAUGAGGAGUUGCUGGCGAGUGCGGAGGAGCGGAUUGAUGGCUUGAUGGUGGAGAAGGAGGGCUUGCUGCAUGAAGUGCAGGCGCACGCGGAGUAUGUCGAGGGCUUGCAGGAGGAGAUCCAAGAGGUGACGGAGGACCGGGAGAACCAGUUAGCUCUGGCGCAGCAGGAGAUGGAAGAGUUACGCGAGCAGAUGCACGCCACGGAGGCGAGCAUGGCGCUGAUGCAGCGCCAUCUCGCCGACUUUGAGCUUCGUGCCGACACGGCAGAAGUGUUGGCGCACCGCAUAGAGACCGAGGUGGAGCAGCGCAUGGCGGCCAAGGACCGCGAGCUGCUCGAGGUGCAGAGCCAGCUGGCCGAGCUGGAGAAGAAACUGUACGACUCGUCCGCGCAGCUGCGGGAGAAGAAUGCUGAGCUGUCCCAAGCUACUGAGCAUGCAUAUCGCAUGUUCGACGAGAGCGACCGCGGGCACGAAAACGAGCUGCGCGAACUGCGCGAGCAGCUCGAGCAGCGCAUCGCCGCCCUCCGCGCCGACGUCGAGGAGGCCAACGAGGCGCGCGACGUCGCGCACAAGGGCUGGGCGGACAAGGUGGCGCGCAUGAAGACCGACUGGGCGGAGGAGAUUGCCCAGCUAAAGGCAGAGGGCGAGCGGCGCUCGCGUGCCCUCGACGAAGGUUGGUCCUCAAAGACUGCCGACGCUGCCCAAUCCCACCAGGCUGAAUUGUCACGUGUGCAAAGCGCGCACCAAAAGCAGCUGGCUGACCUCCGCGCCGAUUCUGAGCGCCGGGCUGUUCUUUUGAGCGAGUCCUCGGCCGCUCUGUUGGCCGCGUCUGCGGCCAAAUCCGAAGAGGGCUCUUCUGCGAAGUCUGAGGAGCCAGGCAGCGGUGAUCCGGAGCUUCGUGCGCAGCUGGAUGCCGCGCGGAGCGACGUCGAGACCGUCAGGGGCAAGCUGGCUUCUGCACAGGAGAAGAACUGGCAGCAACUGAUUCAGUUCCAAGACAAGCACAAGCAAACCAUUGCAGCACAUUCCGAAGAGCUGGCGGCGUUGAGACAAGAUCACCGCCACAUGCUGGAAGACCUCGAGACGCAGAACGAUGCGCUCGAGCGGCAAGUCAACGAGCUGAAGACGCUACACCGUGAAGUGCUUAGUCCGGGGCAGGGCGACGGGCCCGCCGGCGGCAACAAGGCGCUCAGCUUCCUCGAAGAGUGCACACGGCAGCUGCAGAAGGUGCACGAGAUCGAGGUGCGGGGCAUGCGCAAUGAUUACGACACGACGUUGCGAGAGCGCGAAGCGCAGUCCGUCACGGAGUUGAAGAAUGUGCAGCAAGCGCUUCAGGAGGCGCUGGAGUUCGCCAAAGCCGAGGGCAUGGUGGCGCUGGAUGCGGCCUACCGCGACUACGAGGAGAUGAAGCGAUCGCUGGAAGAGCGGCUCGUGGCCGCCGAAGAGGCGGCGAAGAGUCUACGCGAAGAGCUGGACAAGUCGCCGCAAGAUCAUCUGGAAUCGCUGCAGCAGGAGCACGAGCGAGCCGUGCGCAUGCUGCUGCGCAAUCAAAAGAGCGAGCUCAGCUCCAUCGAGGAAACGCACCAGCAACAACUCAGUACUCUCGAGGCCAGCUUGCGUGCGCAGAUCGAAAGCGAGUACAGCAAUGCGCGACCCCCGUCGUCAUCCAGCCGGGAAUCCUCCCACGCUGACAUCACCGCGUUGAAACGAGAACACAAACGGGAACUGUCACGCGCGCGGGCUGCGGCGCAGAACGAGCUCCAGGCGGCUCGCACGGACGCGGAUGAAGAGUUGGAGGACCGGCUGCGAGAGCAGGCGGAGGCGCAUCGCCGUCAACUCGACGACUUGCACCAAAGUCUUAAUGUCGAGCUUACGCAUUUGCACGUCAAACUCGAGGAAGCGUCGCUGCAGCGAGAUGAUCAGUUGAAGGAGGUCGAAAUGCGACAUCGCAAUGCGCUGGAAGCCGCAGAGCAGACUUCUCGGGCAUUGCAGGCUCGACUAGACGCGGAGGCGAUGGGUCGUGCGGAGGCCGAGAGGUCUUUGGCGGGAUUCAAAAAGUCGCGAUUCGAGGAGGACCGCGGGGUGGAGUCGCGACACAGCAUGCGCAAGUCGAUUGUGCUGCUGGAGGCGGAGCGGGACAGUCUGGCGAGGAUGCUGGCCGGCAGUCCAUCGCUGAGCCACCUUGAAGAGGAAGAGGAAACGUCGCCCGACAAUACGCUGGAGUCUUUGGGAUUAGAAGACGAGGAGGACGUGACGAAACUGAAACAGAGACUGUUGACCGCGGAGCAAGAGCGGAGAGCAGCGCAGGACUUGGCCGAGCAGCGUCUUGUUGAAAUGACGAGGCAGACCGAGUUCUUGACCAAAGAGCUGGAAGACGUCAUGGCGCAACGGAACGCAGCACAAGCUGCAGCGAGUCGCGGAUCGACCGACAUCUCCGUUCAGACCGAGCCCGUGUCCCUCCUGGGUCCUGAAGCGCUUCGAGAGCCCAAAUCGGAUCCCGCUGUAUCCCACGCACACAGAGAUGCCUUGCAGCAGCAGCAAGCCCUGGAGAUCUCAGGGGAGAUAGUGGAGAGGAGGAAAUCGUUCGAGAAAUACCUGAUGCUUGCGCAGGAGGAGCUCUCGAGCCUAGGCAGCACCACAAACGGCAACGAAACAUUCUUCGCAGAGAAGACGCGACAGCACGCGAGCGGCGUGCAAGCCGCAAAGGAGAAGCUAGCCGUCACCUACCGCCGCAAAUUCCGCGCUCUCAAGGCCGAGAGGGAGCGCAUGGAGCGCGCCGUCGGCGCCAAAAGCGCUGCCGACUUCUCGCGCGAACACGAGUACCUCUUCGCCAGCUACGGCAUCGACGAUCCCGAGAGCGCAGGCGGGGUGGGCGAUUCGUCCACCACGCUGUUCCAGGACCUGGCGCCGAAGCUGCAGCUUGCGGUGCGGGCUGCGGAGCAGAAACUCGUGGGCGAGUACCAGCGGCGCCUGACGAAGCGCCGGUCGCAGAUUGCUAUCAAGCAUGCGGAGAAGUUCCGGGCGUUGACGGAGGAGUUUCAUCGGAAGACCGCGGAGCUGGUGGGUGGGAGGGAGGGGUGGGAGGGGCAUGCUGCUGCUGCUGUUGCUGCUGCUUCUCACGAUCCGGAGGAGGCGGACGUUGCUAGUAAGAGGGUGUCGGUGGUGGACCGCAAUGCGCUGGCGAAAGCGCUCGAGGCUGCUGCGGCGGCUCACACGAAGCCUAAGCGGCCCAUUUCACUCAGCGCGCCUGGGUCAUCGACAUCUAUUCCGCGCGCUUUUCCCUUCGCAGGAAGACGCGACACCCUCACCCCCGCCGCGGCCCCAGAAGUCCCCCUGCGAUCUCCCCGCCGCGAGUUUUUCGACUUGAUGAGCACAGCAACAACCCCAACAAGCAAGACGCAAACCUCCUACCUCGACACCAGCUCCGGCCGGUCCAGCGCCGAACCCCCAACUACAUAUACCUACAUCCCCACGGGAUCGACCACCAUGCUGGCCGCUGUGUCGCGUCUCUCGGAACCGCGCGUCGAGUCUCGCUCCUCGAUCCGUUCGGGCGUCAGCGCUUUGAGCGCUAGCGGGUCGGCGGAGACGGGCGAGAAUGAAGAGUCGGCGUCGUCGAGACCUUCGAUUUCGCAGCGCUCGCAUUCUUCUCAGUCGUUUUCGCGGCCGCGGCCGAGGACUACGAAGCACUCGACGAGGUCGAUGUUUGGGUUGUAG
This is a messenger RNA of Neohortaea acidophila, 4191 nucleotides long. RefSeq lists its product as uncharacterized. NCBI's taxonomy places the organism in Eukaryota, Fungi, Ascomycota, Dothideomycetes, Mycosphaerellales, Teratosphaeriaceae. The transcript has a single exon. The record is from RefSeq and is a predicted model, not a curated record. Bases 1 to 4191 code for a protein of 1396 amino acids.